AUGAAGUUCUCUGGUCUUGUUGGUUCUGAUUGGCAAGAAGCGUCGGGAGUUGAAGUUCGAGAACCGUCGGGUCAAGUCCUUCUUCGUAACACGAUCGGCCAGUACGAUUUCUACGAUCGGACCCUCGAUCCAUGGGAUCCAUCACUGGGUGAAAGAAUCUGUACCAGAAGUCGACCUGCAUCCAGGCUCUCAAAACAGCACAUCUUGGGACAACCACAGAUGCACGAGAUUUCUAGCGAUGUCCCAGGCGACGUGCGCGAGUAG
Molecule: messenger RNA, 264 nt
Organism: Parastagonospora nodorum SN15
Lineage: Eukaryota; Fungi; Ascomycota; Dothideomycetes; Pleosporales; Phaeosphaeriaceae
Exons: 2
Coding region: 1-264 (87 amino acids)
Source: RefSeq, a predicted model, not a curated record